This is a messenger RNA of Darwinula stevensoni, 8836 nucleotides long. The record is from the annotation of a GenBank genome assembly. NCBI's taxonomy places the organism in Eukaryota, Metazoa, Arthropoda, Ostracoda, Podocopida, Darwinulidae.
AUGGACGGAGACGUGAGGUGGUGGUCCGUGUUCGCGGAAAGGAUUCUUCUCUGUUGGUUCCUCGUGUGCCUCGUGUUUGCACGGGGUUCGAACGAGAUCGGCGGUCCGGUCGGGAGUUCCGGAUUGUCCCUGACCCGAGAUGGAAGUCCGUACGUCGUCCGGUUGGACCUCGACGUCGCGGAAGACGGGGUCCUCAAAAUCGAAGCCGGAGUCGAGAUGCUUUUCAUGCCAGGGGUCGGGAUCAACGUCAAGGGACAGCUUCAUGCCAGCGUGACCGAGAUGCUCGAUAAAGAGAAGAAUGGAGCCUCAGUUCUUCUCUCCUUCACUUCCUUCCAUGGCAUUCUUGUGCGGCCGCAUCGGGAAGAUCGCGAUGACGGCUCCGAUGGGAGAGGGAUGGCCGUGGAGGGGCUCUGGCCCUCGCUUCGCCUGAGCGGGGGCGGGGAGAUUGGGUUUCAGUCUUCUGGGGGGAGCCCGCAUUCGAGGAUCCUGAUGACGGCAGCGACGAUCCCGAAAGGGAUGAUCCAGCACGAGAGGGAUGCGAACGUCCGACUCGUGGACGGCCCUUCCCCCGCCGUCGGGCGACUCCAGCUCUACCACAAGAGCAAGUGGAGGUCCGUUUGCACCAACUCCAGAAAUUGGACGGUGGUGGAUUUCCAGGUGGCGUGCCGCCACCUGGGUUUUGGGGGAGGAACGUGGUAUCGAUGGUACGACCACCGGAACCAUUCCCGCCAUCUCGUGUUCGAGGCCCCCAACUGCAAGGGAAACGAGGAUUCCCUCUUCAAGUGUCAAUGGGAGUCCCGGCAAAUGGGCUCCGGUGGAUGCGAUCUGUAUCCCGACAUAGGCAUCGAGUGCACCCCCCUGCACAAUGGCACCAACCGAGGAGAAAUGACCCAUUGGAAGGGCUUGUCAUUCCACAACGCCCAUCAUCGCCAGAGGCUCACUUCUGCCAUUCAGCUCUACGAGAAGGAUGAAAUUAAUUCCCGAUACCGAAUUCGAGUGAACGAGUCGCGCAGGAAAGAGAUAACGAAUGAAUUCGCCUCGCAAUUCCAGGUGUCAGACUCCUAUCUGCAUCACGUGGACGUCGAGUAUGCCGGAGUGGGGAGGCAGCGGGAGGCCGUCGCAGCCGUUCAAGUGUGGGGGGUGCCUCCGCAGGUGGAGGGGACGGCCGUGAAGUACUCGGCGUAUCACGGGAUGAACGUGUCCAUGCCGGAUGCGCCGGUGGUUGUCCAGAACUCGUCGUUCGUUCAGAAUCGAGGUUACGGGCUGUACGUGAAUUCCAGCCACGGCGCGGUCCUCGUCCUCUCCAGCGAACUGUCCGGGAACGGCGCCGACGGUCUCAAGUACGUCCAUCACAACCGCGAGCACGACACGAAGUUUAUGAACACGAACAGCUACCACGACAUGUGCCGUGACUCCAUACCGGCAGGGCAGUCCUACCCCGUUCGGGUCAUCGCGCAGCAGCUUCGGGACAGCAACGUUCCCAGGAAUUGCCUGCAGACCUUCGUGGUGAACCGUGGCGUGCUGACCGUUCACUUCGUCCACAUGUACACCGACGAGGACGGGAGCGGGCAGCUGGACGUGUACGACGGAAUGGACGAUAUUCUCCUGGGUUCGUUUCGCAUCAAGAAUGGGUCGUAUCCGGCCAGCAUCACGUCGCUUCGCACGUCCAUCCGACUCAAGUUCACCUGUCCGCCGUGGAAGGGAAGUGCCCUGUACAUGGAUAUUACCAGUGGAUAUGACAAAGCGUUCGAUCUGAACGUGACGGACUCCACGAUCUCGGAGAACAACGGGGCCGGCGUCCAGGUCGAGAACAUGCGGAGCAUGGUCCACGUCUUCGAGUCGAGGCUUUACCAGAACCAGUACACGGGGUUGCACGUGCACGACGGCGUGGGGGACGUGAACGUCUCGUACUCGGAAAUCCGGCUGAACAACGGGGACGGUGUCAACAUCACGCACGCGGGGGGGAGAAGAAACGUGUCGCGGUCCGUCGUCGCCGAUAACGUUUUGCACGGCGUGUCGGUGUGGUACAACGAGACUUCGACGAAGAUCCCGUUCCACCAAGAGACCCACGUGGAGUAUUCCACCGUCUCGAAUAACCGGAUGAGCGGGGUCUUCGUGGGGAACUUCUGUCGAUCCGCCCUGGUCAACGUCAGCGGGAACACAUUCACUCGGAGUCCCUCUCAAGCGGUGCAGAUCUGGUCGUGCUGGGAAGAGACAGAAAAUCUCACCACGAUCCAGAUCGGGCACAACCGAUUCCAGGACGAAAACAGGCUCGGGAUUCGGCUCGAGCCGGCCGUGAACCAGAAGACGAGGAUCGAGUACAACGAAUUCUACGACCACACCCUGGGCACGAUCCUCGUCCGCAACGGCGACAUCGAAGAGGUGGAGUUCCUGCCCGCCGACAUUGUCAUCCGCGAGAACGCGCUGAAGAGGAAUCGGGGGAUCUUCGUGGUGAGCCUGGGUCUGUCGGACCUCUCCUUCCACCAGCAUCUUCUCUUCACGAAGAACUACGUGCAGGAGAACGAAGUGAGCGAGCCGUUCUUGAACCUGAACUCGCGGAGCCGCGUGGCGGCGGUCGUCGUGCUCACGUCGUCUAACGUGGACGUGUUCCGGAACAUUUUGCACAACGAGGAGUCGCCGUAUGAGAUCGGCUCGCAUUACGAGGAUCAGAGCGUGGCCCUCAAUUGCACCUAUAACUACCUCGGCUUCAAGCUGCAGGAGCGGGUGUAUGCUCGCAUCAUCGAUCGGAAGGAUCGGUACAAUCUGGCGCGAGUGAACUUCAAGCCUUUCUUGCUGGUCAACAACAAUCCCAGCACCGAUUCGGUGUCGAACGACGAGGCCUUCGUCCCCGAGUUCGGGCCGAACGCGGACAACGAGAUCGGGGGAGAGAUCGAGGGCCGCGUGGACCUCGACGGUCGGUCCGGGAAUGCCUACAGGGUCACCAAGGACAUAUACGUGCGUCCGGGCAGUGGGGAGUUGUAUAUCGUGCCGGGGGUCACGCUGGAGUUUGAGCAUUCGGUGGGGAUGAUGGUUGGGGGGAUUUUGCAUGCCGAAGGAGAGGGGCCGAAUCUUGGGCAGCAUAUUACGUUUACCCUUUAUGAUCGGGCGAAGAAGAACCUUACGGAUACUCCGGUUCGACUUGUGGGAGGGAAAGAUACUCGGGAAGGGAGACUUCAGGUGUACAUGAAUGGGCGUUGGGGGACGGUGUGUCGAAUGGGAUGGACGAUCGAGGCGGCAGCUCUCGUUUGUCGACAGAUGGGUUUGGCGCUCAAUCCGUCCAACUGGCUCUUGCAGCGUUCGGAAAUGCCUGCUGCUGGCAUUAACGAGGAUAUCAUACUAAGCAAUGUGAAGUGCACCGACCUGGACACUGACAUCUUGGAGUGUGAUGCCGAGACCGAGAAUGACUUUGAGAAUUCCUGCACUCACGAAGAUGAUGUGGGGCUGAGAUGCUACGACGUGUCGUGGUCUGGGAUCCGCCUCGGCAUGACCGCUAGGAAGAGCACCAUCAAACAUGCCACGAUCGAGUAUGCAGGCCUCUUUGACCAUGCCCUAAACUCCUUCAAGCCAGCCCUUCAGGUGGACUUUAACCGUCACAUCCUGGAGCACUUGAAGAUUGCAGACAACUGGGACAAUGGUCUUGGGAUUAUACAUUCAGACAUCUACUCGUUUGACCCCAGGAUGAAUUCGCUUGCCCAUUCGACAAUCAACUCCAAUCGCGGGAAUGGGAUCACAGUGCGGACUCUUGGUCUACAGGUUUCUGACUGUGAGGUGCACCACAAUACACUGAGUGGCAUCCAGUACCACCCGUAUGUGUCGAGGAAAGAGCAGCGAGAGAUUCUCUCCUGGCUCCGUAUGGCCCCCAAUCCCACCUACAUUCUCCCAAACAUGACCGAAUCGGAACUCAAGCUGGACACGUACGAUCCCGUCUUCCUGCGGACGAGCCGCAACAUCCGUCAAGGAAUAACCAAACAGCUCCGUGUCUAUACGAGGCAGGAGAAUGUGAUAGCCAUCUAUGUCCUGAAUCCAAUUCACUAUCGGUCGACAGAAAAUAUAGUGAUCUAUGACCACGUUCGCAUGCCCCAAGCUGAUCGCAUCCUGGAUCUUAGGAAGGAGCUACUUGCCUUUCCUUGCAAUUCUAGCUCCUAUGCUUUCUACCUGCAAUAUGACAGUGGAAACAUGGCUGUCGGCGAUGUGUACAUCAUGCUCAAAGCUGUCAGAGUACAAGACUUGCCAAAAAUCGUAGGGAACUAUCCUGGACCUAUUCCAACCCUAUCUGUAACAGAUUCUCAAAUCUACAAGAACCGUCAUGCUCUUUCUGCCAUCCAUUACAACAAGUACUUGAGCGAUGGGAAGGACCAUUAUUUACGAGCCCUGAAAGGAUAUGUCCGCUUUGUGGACAGUUCCCUCUCAACCAACGAUGAGGAAGUUGUCUUCAUCCACACUCCUUUCAGGGAGAUGGAUUUUGGGGCCAACAUGUCAGAAUUCUUUUACAUGUUCAACCGCACGCUCUUCACUGAGAAUCGCAAGGGAAUUGUACAGUUCAGCAGAGAUGCAAGAGAAUCCAACAACCUAUUUGAUUGGGUCUUUCGAGAUGACACCUUUGAAGGAAACAAGGAAGGUGGCAUUAAUGUCUUCCUCCCUUAUGUCUGGCAAUACAAUGAGAACUACACCCAUGCAGUUUUCCUUCAUAACAACACAUUUCGGGACAACAAGCGAUUUGAGGUCGUUGUGGAUGGGCAUUUUGCACGCAUGGAUGUCACCCAAAACUCCCUUGAGAACAAUCAGUGCGGUGCAGGCCUUUUUGCUGUAAGAGGCAUGGAGAAGCAGAUGCACAUUUCAGAGAAUUUGAUCAAUAAUAACAUUGGGCAGUACAUGGUGGAGUUCAACAUUGACAGCCAAUCAGAAACAUCAGGAAUGGUGCCAGCCAACUUCAGGCGGAAUACAGUGACCAACAAUAGAUUUGUGACCAAGGCUCGGAUACGGAUUGUGGGCUAUGAACCAGCCAGCUACACAGUAGGUCUGAAAGGAGUGCAGAAGAUCAACAUCACUCACAACAUCUUUGACCACAAUGACCUGGACUACCAGUUGCUGGCUGGUAUCAAAACAGCCAACAUCAAGACCUAUGUCAAAGUCACCCAUAACUGGUGGGGGUCAUCAUCCAUGGAGGAAGUAAAACAGCGUAUCUUUGACUUUGAUGACUGGAAUUCAUAUGCAGUGGCUCACUUCAGUCCAUUCUACAUACAACCACAGUUCGAUGCACCAUUGUCCCUGGGUCUAGAGAAACAGGGAGAGAUUGAUUUUGAUCGCCUUGGGGGUCGACUGUUCAAGGAUCUGGUGCUGGAGAGACGAAGCCGACCAUACAUAGUGAAAUCAGACCUAACUGUUAUGCCAGGGGUAAUGCUGACUAUCAGACCUGGUGUGGAGAUGGAAUUCUAUCCUAGUGUUGGGAUCCUGGUUUUGGGAACCCUACGAGCCAUGGGGCAAGAGGGGAACACGAUCAAGAUGCGCCCAAUCAAGACGAGCGAGAUCGAUCCCUUCCCCAUCGGACGCCAUGGGCGUUCCCAGCCGAGGGCAGAGGAUGUUGGAGUUCGGCUUUGCAUCGAGGGCGAAUGUAAGCCUGACAUGAGGCAAGGAUUUGUUGAGAUCUACAACCGCACAACCCUCCAGUGGGUACCAAUGUGUGAUAAGAGGUUCUCAGAGCGCAAUGGGGAGGUGAUCUGUCGCACCCUAGGCUUUGAGACCCUCAAUGUCUUGUAUGCAUAUGGACCCAGGCUAGAAAUGCAUCCCAAUUCUCUGGACCGAGUCAUCUCAUGGCCUGAACCUCUGCAAUGUGAAGGGCAUGAGAGCAAGUUAGAAGAGUGCAUGAUCAGAAUGAACGGCCAGAUAUUUGGUGAGACAUAUGAAUGCGAGUAUGAUCGUGACUUUCUGUUUCUUCACUGUGGGAAGCGAAAUCUUGACAACAACACUGAGUACUGGGGAGGAAUCAGAUUCUCAAUCCCAGACUUUGAGCAGACAUUGGUUUUUCGAAGGAUCCAUGAUUCAGAGACUCAUAAUACCCUUCACAUUGAGGAGUCUGUAUUGGAGCAUGUAGAAAUUAGAGGAGCAGGUGUGUUACAUGGAGAACUGGCACCAGCAAUAGAGAGUGUGCUGCAGACACCUCGUCUCUGGCAUGUUCAUAUCACUGACAGUGCAUGGCAUGGUAUCAACAUCAUUGCCCCUCUAGAGCACAUGAAGUUGCUGCACAACCGAAUUGAAAAUAAUCUAGGUGUGGGAAUCAAUACCUUGGUGCUGAAUGGAGAGGGCCAAGAAGAUGCUAUGAGUUCAUUCACUCCACUUAGUUCAGCCCCACUUUCAUAUGGCCUCUUUGGCUUACUUGAUAUCUGUGAUACCCAUAAAGAGAUGAUUGUUGAGCAAAGAAUCCUCCUCUACUAUAAAUACAACAAUCGCCCUGUUGAUUGUGUGAAGAUUUUCAAGUCCAUCUAUGACAUCAAGAACUUCGGAUUCAGGUUUCUGUACUUCAAUCUGUACAAUUCAACGGGAAAGCCUGGUACCCCAGACAAGAUCCAGUUGUAUGAUGGAGAUGUGUAUAAUGUCACUUCUGAGUUGCUUGGAGAGGUGAUCAUGGGCCAGCACACAGGUCGGGAAUUCCACACGACCAAAUAUACAAGUCUAAGUGUAAAACUCCAUGCAUCAGGUGGCAGUGGAGAGCUGGGAUUCAUUGCUGAGGUCAUCACCCUUCCUGUGUCUUCCAUUAGCUUUGGUCGGGAUAUGCAGCACAACAUAUCGUACUCAGUGAUUCGCAAUAACACCGGAGGUGCUAUCUCAUACAGUAGUGCUGGUGAAGUGAAUCCAACUCUCACUGUUGAAAGAAAUCAGUUUGAUAUGAAUGGGAAACUUCUGUAUGGAAAUUUCACCACUUCCAAGGCUGCUGUGGUCCUUGAUCUCCAGAAUACACCUAAUGUCUACUUCAAGAACAACUUGGUGAGAGGAAAUCAAGGAGGCUUAUGGAUUCGUGCAGACUCAAAUAAUGCUGCCACAGCAUUAAAAGCCACCAUAAGCAAUUGUCUCUUGACUGACACCUAUAAUAAUGAAGCCCUGCUUGUGAGAGGACGAGGAAGUGGAUCGUACCAGGAAGUGACCAUGGUGUACACUUACAUCACCCGAUCUUUCAUUCCCUACAGGGAUGUCAUCUUACUUGAUCAGGUGGUGUCCAACCUGAGCUACAAUUAUAUUCAUUACAAUCAAGGAAGGUACAUUAUGAGUGUCCUGGGAUUCAACAAAGUGCGACUCCCAAUCUUUCAAACCAUCAUUCACAAUGGCUUCUAUAACAAUUUUGCUCUGGAUCGAGAUCGACCUGUGACAAUUGUGGCUGGGAGUGCUGGUCAGCAAUAUGUGGACAAUGUGUUUGUCAAUCCAUAUAAUGCCCUUGAACUCAUGACACUCAAUGUGUCCAAAAAAGAUGUGUGGAAGACCCCAGUGGAUGCCUCACAUAAUUGGUGGGGCUAUAACAACACUGUUACAGUCCAGAGUCGCAUUCGGGACAAAAGUGAUGACAAGGACCUCCUGGAAGUCACAUUCCGUAAUUUCCGCAGGAACAACAGAACUCUGCUGAGUGGGAAGUGCCCCCCAGGUCACACACUGAUUGGAGAGACUUGCUUCAUCUACAUUGGAGCCCCAAUGACAUUCCAGGAAGCAAAGACAUUCUGUCACCUGGACAAUGCCUCUAUGCCCUAUCUGCAGAAAAAUUACCCAUCUGUUUAUCAAUAUAUAAGGACCCAACAGAUGGACUUUGAACGAUAUGAUAUGGUCUGGGCACAGCACUAUGACAUCAUCAGUGGAUGCUCUGUCUUCAUUGAUGGUCGCAUUCAAAGGGCUAAUUGUGAAUAUAGAUUGCCUUUCCUUUGUGAAACUGACACACGAGUAGAGAUCUCUCCAUUGUCAUGGCUCUCAGAUGGCAUCACCCUAGCUGCUAUUGGAGCCACAAUUGGAGCCUUACUUCUUGUUCUUCUUUGCCUUGGUUUCUGGCUUGUCAAGUCCCGACACCGUCGGCAGGAAAAACUGGAGAGACGCAAUUCCAUCCGUGCUUCUGUUCGAUCUAAUCGUUCAUUCAUGUCCAGCACCAGUGGGUUGUCAGAUUACCCAUUCCGUCAACGUAUGAUGAGUGACCAGAAGUCAACAGCAUCUCAGCUGACUGGCAUUACAGACAUGGGGAAGAUGAACGGAAGCUUGGAUUCCAUGGAGAAAGUCCCAUCACAUAUGUCGUCACUGGAUGCCACCCAGUCCCAGUCGUUCGACACGUAUGAGACCCGCAAUCCCACCAUGGGUUCCUUUGCCGACACUGCCAGUGGUGUUACGCAUCCGGCCUUUGACCUGACGUUCGAGAACCGUGCCUUCCGGGACGUGACGCUCUCGGCUGCGAACUCCCGUCAGCCGUCGCGGGAAUUCUGGGAUGGGAGCACCAAUACAUCGACAUUCAAAUACCACACCCCAUCGGAACUAGACUCGACGGCAGACCUGAAGCGCAGCUUCGACCUUGGACAUCGAGAGGUGGAGGGGAAGGAGGAAUCACCUCCUCCACAGCGUAGUCCUCGUGGCUUAAGGCGACCCCCCUCCAUGCCCCCCUUUCCCCCCACAAGCCCCAUCUAUGUGGGUCUCACCCCUGCUCAGAGGACAAAGAGCCAGCCUCUGGAAACUGCCAUGUGAUUUCAUCAUCAUGACGUGUCUUUUCUCCCCAUUGUGAUAUUUCCUCCCUGACCUGUGCACAAGCUUUCUUGCAAGACAUUCCAGUGAAGCUCACAGAAGAUAUACCUCCAACACGACAAAUGAGCGAGGGUGC